CAUUAUUCGGCGCAGAUUUGCGAUUUCGCUUUUGAACACCUUUGCUGCAAAAAGUCGCACCCCUCCAAAUCUCAAACGCACGUGCCAAAGACUGCUGGGGCUACCGACUCUGAUUCUCUGUAUAUUCCCUGGCCUUGUAAAGGCUGCGUCCGAACCCCUCGACCUCUUCAUCCUGCGGCAUGUCCGCAACGGCUUCUGGCUCCAACGCGAGGGCGAAUGGCUCUGCCCAUUCACGAGAACACAAUCAGGGAAACCAAGAACGGAAAUGGACUCCACAACAGAAGGCCGAAGUGAUAAGAAUACGGAGAUGUAGUCCUACGGCUUUCUACGAGAUCCUCGCGAUCGAGAAAACAGCAAGCGAUGGAGAGAUCAAGAAAGCCUACCGCAAAAUUAGUCUGUUGACACACCCGGACAAAAAUGGAUACGAUGGCGCCGAUGAGGCUUUCAAGAUGGUCUCGCGCGCAUUCCAAAUACUCUCAGAUGCGGACAAGAAAUCGCGAUAUGAUCAGUUCGGUGGUGAUCCUGAUAACCGCUUUUCCAGCAGUGGAGCUGCCGGCGCAGGAGCCAGUCCAUUUAGUGGGUUCGCAAGAUCGCCUGGAAGAGGACCUAUGUAUGAGGAUGAGAUAUCACCAGAGGAGUUGUUCAACAGGUUCUUCGGCGGUGGCAUGGGACCCGGGUUCCAAUUUGGCGGCGGCUUCGGGGGACCUCAAUUCGUCUUUAAUAUGGGCGGCGGCCCCGGUUUCACAGUACAUCCCAUGGGCGGCACCAGACCGCGAGGGAGGCCGAGAGAUGCACGGUCAGAAACUGCGCCCACAGGCUUAUCGGCAUUGACACAACUAUUACCACUGCUACUGCUGUUUGUUCUUCCACUGUUAUCAUCAUUCUUCACUGGAUCCUCCAAUUCAGGCCCGCAUGUUCGAUACGACUCCCCCGUUCCGCCGCACACGAUGCAUCGAGUGACGCCCAGGUAUCACAUCGAUUAUUUCUUGAAUCCAGCAGAGGUGGAAGGAUACACGUCAAGACAAUUUAGCUCACUAGAUCAACGGGCGGAAGUGGAUUAUGUCUCAACGUUGAAGUAUCAAUGCGAGAAUGAGGUACAACGUCAGCGGCACGAGAUCAAUGAAGCGACAGGUCUCUUCUUUACAGACGAGAACAGAUUAAAGAGGGCCAGGGAGAUGGCGAUGCCCGGCUGCCGUCGGUUGGACGAGUUGAAAGUCAUCCGUCAAUACUAGUUAUGGAGCGGAAAUGUCGUAUGACUUGCUUGUUCGUGCUUGCUUAGGGGAAUGCAUCGUUUUUGUUUGGUGUUGGUGGCGCCCCUGUUGGCCAGUCCAGGGAGGGAGCCUGCAGGUGAACUGUCUAUCUCUUUGAAAAGGUUUGCUACCUUACGGAAUGGAGAAAGUGGUCCUUCAAGCCGCAUCGUUUCACCUGUAGACAGAGGCUCCAGGCAGCAAAGUGCUUAGGAAUGCCUGGAGUAACAAGGCAGCAAACUAGGUUGCGCGGGGGCGGCCACGCCCCGGUGGCUGCACUAUCUCCGAUCCACUGAUUCUAGUCUCU
This is a messenger RNA of Cladophialophora immunda, 1554 nucleotides long. RefSeq lists its product as uncharacterized. Gene Ontology annotation, molecular function: Hsp70 protein binding. The record is from RefSeq and is a predicted model, not a curated record. The transcript has 3 exons. Gene Ontology annotation, cellular component: endoplasmic reticulum membrane. The coding region runs from base 180 to 1232 and encodes 350 amino acids. Gene Ontology annotation, biological process: cellular response to misfolded protein. NCBI's taxonomy places the organism in Eukaryota, Fungi, Ascomycota, Eurotiomycetes, Chaetothyriales, Herpotrichiellaceae.